Messenger RNA from Scatophagus argus, 755 nucleotides. It is a transcript of the gene pfdn4, whose product is annotated as prefoldin subunit 4. The record is from RefSeq and is a predicted model, not a curated record. Gene Ontology annotation, cellular component: prefoldin complex; cytoplasm. Gene Ontology annotation, biological process: protein folding. The coding region runs from base 103 to 510 and encodes 135 amino acids. NCBI's taxonomy places the organism in Eukaryota, Metazoa, Chordata, Actinopteri, Scatophagidae. The transcript is spliced from 4 exons.
UUUGAGCACAGUAUGUCUUCCCAGGCCUCCGUACCGCUAGGUGGCGAUAUAGUUAUGUUUACGUGUUGACUCUGCUGUCUUUGUGCAGUCGAGGAAGCCAAGAUGGCAGCCACCAUGAAGGGACCCGUAGCGGUUGAAGAUGUGAAUGUCACUUAUGAAGACCAGCAGAAGAUCAAUAAAUUCGCCAGGAACACGAAUCGAAUGGCAGAACUGAAAAAUGAAAUCGAGGCAAAGAAGAAAUCAUUGCAAAACCUACAAGAUGCCGGUGAUGACCUAAUGAUGUUAGACGAUGAUUCUCUAUUGAUCCCUUAUCAAAUUGGCGAUGUCUUCGUCAGUCACACUCAGGAGGAAACACAAGAGAUGCUGGAGGCUGCAAAGGAAGCACUGGAGCAGGAGGUCAAAGGCCUUGAAGAGCGAGUGUCAGCGAUACAGCAGGUGUUGGGCGAUCUGAAAGUCCAGCUCUAUGCCAAGUUUGGUAACAACAUUAACCUGGAGGCAGAUGAAAGCUGAGCAGUGAAAUGGACAUUGACAGCUGCCCCCACGAGGACCUUUUCACGCAGCUCUCGCAUCAGAGGUUCACAGAGCGUUUGCCACACAAAACACCAAGUAGGACUCAGCAUGAACAGCUUAGAUUUACAGCCUCUGGCUUUUGUUUACACGCGUGAUGUAUCAGUCUUUGCUUUGGCAAACAAAUUCACAAGAGCAGUAAAAGUAAAGAUUUGGCGAUUCAAUAAAUGCACACAAUUUCUACCAUA